AUGGGCUGCUGCGUGGUGUGCAAGGAGGACCAGGCAGAAAAACCAAUAGCCAUGGUCAUCGCCUCUGCAAGUGCAUACAGGGCAGAUGUCAGGAGGUCGACGGAGCUGAAUUGGCGAAGAACCAACGCCUACAGGGAGAAAGAAGAUCAAUGGUGUUUGGAUUAUUUGGUGAGGUCGAGGGAAUUUGGUGGUAGGGGGGUUGGGUGCUUUGCGCUGGUUGGUUUGUUGGAGUGCUUCUGCAGUCGUUUUGAUGAUGCCGUUUUGUGCCGGUUGUUGCUGGCUGGUUCUCCAACAGAAACACGCUCUCUCUGUACACAACUGUUGGGUUUCUUGUCACGUCGCUUGACUCUGACAAGAAUCCCAUCAUGUUGUUACAAGUCCAUGACAUCGGACAGAGAGCGCACAGAAAGGUGGUAGACACCUUAAUUUCAAGGCAUGGGGCGGCAGCUGCAGAACAGGGUGGUGGUGGUAAUGGUAGUGGAGAAGGUGGUGGUGAUGGUGGUGGUGGUGGGGGUGAUGGCCAUUGCGCACGAAGGUUGAGGAGGAGAGUGAGAAGAGGUGGAGUACAACCAGCCCGACGAGGUGUGCUUGUGAAUAUGGAAAACCUCACCUUUCGUAUGAUUGAGGACCACCUUACGCCACUGAAUGGGCAAGCUUGUCUUGCCUCUGCAGGCAGGACUGGAAAACGACAUGAUGCGCCACCUGUGGUCAAUGUUGGACAGGACGGCGUUGAAUCCAUCAGCGCAAUCCUUCCUCAUUCACUUGAACGUAGCCAAGCAGUGCCACCAUAUUGUGUCACAAAGGUGGCUUCACGUUUCCAGAUGGAUUGCAGAGCAGAGACAAGAGAACAGAGAGAACCAGGAAUAGAACAGGCGGUUUGCUGUUUCUCUUGCCAAUGA
Paramuricea clavata is the source of this 899-nucleotide messenger RNA. Lineage: Eukaryota; Metazoa; Cnidaria; Anthozoa; Malacalcyonacea; Plexauridae. The record is from the annotation of a GenBank genome assembly.